AUGACAGCUCACAUCGGGUUUGCACCUUUGUUGCACAUGAUGCGAAGCUGUUCCAAAGCCGGGCACCACGCUUGCAUACCGAGCUGCAGAAGGGGCAGCAUCGCUUCCCGCAUUCUGCAGGGCUUCGUGCUCAAGAGCCAAAGAGCAGGGCUCGGGGGGCCUGGGCGCCAUGGCGCACAAGUCCAACCCGUACAAGAAGGCUCGCUCGAAGUUCCGCUGGAAGUGGAAGAAGAAGCGCACGCGCCGCCUGCAAAAGAAGCGCCGAAAGAUGCGCCAGCGCUCGAAGUGAAUGACCAACGACUCAAUAUCCAGUGGACAUGCGGCUGGGCCUUCUGCGAGAGAUUUGAGGAAGUGCUGGUGCAGCGGAGCCUGUUGGACCUAACGGGUGCAGCAGACUCGGAUCAGCACAGUUUCGCAGGCUCGCUCGAAGUUCCGCUGGAAGUGGAAGAAGAAGCGCACGCGCCGCCUGCAAAAGAAGCGCCGAAAGAUGCGCCAGCGUUCGAAGUGAAGAGGCUUCGGCCACACUUAUUCAAGCUGUGCGCACUGGAGGAGUGCGACUUGAACCUCACGAUCUUGCGGUACUGUGAGCUGUUUUGUUUCACGGCAGCCUUGCCUCGCUUCGUAAGCUUGGCGCGAGAUGAAAUGGAGGACGAGCAAGCUAUUGGGGAUGUGAUCAACAAGAAAGCAGAGUCAGAAUUCGUGGAGCCACAAGUGGCCACAGCGCCCCCUCCACCUCAAGAGGAGGCAUCCAAGGCCGAAGCUGCCAGCAACAUCUUCCGAGUAACGCUGGAAAGUCGAGGUGAUACAGGCCUCGUGCUUGAUGACUUGGGUCAGCGAGGCCUAGUGAUAGCUGCUCUCAACAAGGGGCCUGCGCAAGAUCUCGGCACACUUCAAGAAUAUGAUUGCAUUCUUUCUGUCAAUGGAGUGGACAACGAUACGAACAGAAUGUGGGAUAUCUUGGAGACGCCUGGCGCGCUGACGCUGGCCGUGCUGCGGCCAAUCGCAAAGACCCUCCGAGUCAAGAAGUCCAACGAAGAGCCUCUGGGCAUCCACAUGAACUUCAAAACUCUGUCGGCAGGGAUUGUGCUGGAGGACAUCAAGGUUGAAGGACAGUUCGCAAAGUUCUUGGCUUCCUUGCCUGAGGCUUCUCGUGUCAUUCCCGGUGACCGGAUGGUGGCUGUCAAUGGCAUUCACAUGAAAGGCGCUGAGAUGGUCGAAGCGUUGAAGAAGGAGACGGACCUGGAGAUCAUAGCCCUGCGCUACUAA
Symbiodinium natans is the source of this 1266-nucleotide messenger RNA. The record is from the annotation of a GenBank genome assembly. NCBI's taxonomy places the organism in Eukaryota, Dinophyceae, Suessiales, Symbiodiniaceae.